Messenger RNA from Mesorhabditis belari, 987 nucleotides. The record is from the annotation of a GenBank genome assembly. Lineage: Eukaryota; Metazoa; Nematoda; Chromadorea; Rhabditida; Rhabditidae.
AUGGAAAGCCUUAGGAAGGAGCAACUGAAUCCGACCUCUUCUGUCAACUUCCUCGAAGCACUUCCCGAUGUCCUUUUCUAUGCGGUGAUUGAGAAACUUCCUGCACGCGUCAUCGAAAACACUGUUCGACUACUCUCAAGGGAUUGCUAUAGAAGGGUCGAGCUGCGCAGAGCAAGACUUCCUCGCGUUUGUUUCAAUUGGCUUGAUGUUUAUAGGAACGAGUUUUCCUAUCGCUUUGGAACAAUCAUCUCAUAUGAAGAAACAAUCGAUCCAACUAAUUUGAUGCACCAUUUGGAGUAUUUGGCAAAGCGUGUGACUUUCAAGAGACUCGUUUUGUGGGACGUCGAUUGGGAAGUGUUUGCAAAUUGCAAGGAAUUAUUCCGAUGCGAGGAAUUAUAUUGUGAUAUCGAAGAGACGACUCUUUCGCCGGAAAGAUUCAUGGAUGUAUUUUGCCGUACAAGGCCUACGCACCAGCUAACUAUUUUUGUGAAUGGAGACAAACAAAAUGUUCCUGUUACGAGCGAUUUUUUCACCAAUAAGCAUGCGGUUGGAUUGCAAAAUGUUUGCUUUCGUAAUGGAAGAGGCAAGGCCAUGGUUGAUCCAUUAAAUGACACGAUCUUGUCGAAUUUUCGUCUUUUGAGUUUUAACGGUGUAUUUCAAAGGCCUGGAUGCACUCUUAAUGGGGUUUUAAGGAUGAUGCAAAACUGGUACACUUCAGAGCGUCAAAUUGAUGAAAUUAACCUUCGAGCAGUUGGUGGGAAAGCAGAACUCCAAAAUUUCUUGCGCAACUUACUUGGAUUGUCAGGUGUGAAACUGAUUGCGAAUGCUUACAACUAUCAUGAGAUUCGUUUGAAAAGAGCAAAUGGCGACGUCGUUCAGCUUGACGUUAAUGCUAAUGUAGACGAUUAUGCACCAGGCAGUAUUGGAAUCUACAUGGUUCGGCUAGUGCCCGGCCCGGAAGCUGGCUCAUAUUGGAGGUUUUUUUGG